AAGAAAAUAAACAUGGAAUAUCAGUUUCUUUCAUCAUCCGAUUUAAAAAGUAAAAUAAAUAAUUGUUUGAAUAUUAUACGUAAAUAUGAUUGGCUUAUAAAUUCCUACGUGUCAGAUUUCUAUGUGGAUGAUCAUUGGUCUAAAUUGCCAACAUUAUGGCGGGAUUGUUUUCAAGAUUUGCCGCCGGAUCAUUUAAGUUAUUUGUUGGAUACCAGCAAUGCAGAUGUGCAAGAUGUUUGCAGAGUAUGGCUCUUAAGUUUGCUGGCACUAAAAAAGGCUUUUAAGGAAUUGUGUGUUAAACGCCAACAAAACUGUGAGCAUGUCCUACCUCGUAGUUCCCUACUCGAUCAUCCCAAACUAAAACAUAUAUUCAUUAAAGGUGUCAAACCCAAAAAGCGACAUGAGUUGGAAUAUAUGGCGGCCUUGUGUAAAAAGAUUUGCACAGAAAAUCCAGUAGAUUUUGUUAUUGACUUUGGUGCCGGUUUAGGUCAUUUAGCCAGAGUUUUAGGCUAUGCCUACAACAUCAAGGUCUGUGGCUUAGAAAUGCAAACCAAACUCAAUGGAAAUGCCUAUGAUAUGGAUAGAAAUAUGGAAAAACUCAUAGAGAAAUAUUUGCCCGCAACAGAAAAUGUGCAAUAUCAAAGUCCAACACAUGUAGAUCUUUGUCUAACCGCCCAAAUGACAAGAGAACAAUUUUUGGCUAUUAUAGAAAAGGCUUUAGGUCUCACAAAUGAAGACUAUACAUUUGGUAUAAUAGGUUUACAUCCCUGUGGCGACUUGGGAGCCAUUUUAAUGCGUAUGUUUUUGCAAUGUAAACAAGCAAAAUUUUUAAAUUUUGUUGGUUGUUGCUAUCAAAAAUUAAGCACAAUUGAAGGACGACUGGGAGCGGAAAAAAAGCCAACACAACAAUUUUAUGGUUAUCCCUUAAGUGAAUAUUUAAAAACGAGUUCGUGUGAUGUGCGUUUAAGUUAUGAGGCUAGAGAAAUUUCCUGUCAUGCCACGGAAUUGUACAAUGAACGUUUAUCUCAAAAAGAUUAUGACUAUUUGAAAGUGCAUUCAUUUCGGGCAGCUGCUGAAAGAAUAAUUGUUAAGCAUUAUCCUUGUUUGAAACAUUCGGGUUUGAAAAAUGUUAAACAUAUACCAGAUAUGAAAUUUGAAGAUUAUUUUUAUAGAGCUGUUAAAGGCUUACCUGUGGAACAUCUAACUGAGAAUGAUUUAAAUACUUCAGUAACUUGUAAAGAUCUUUUAAAUUGGAAAAAUAUUUUGAUUUUUUAUACAUUGCGUUUAUUUUUUGCUCCCUUAAUUGAAAGUGUUGUACUGUAUGAUCGUUUGCUGUAUUUACUGGAAAAUGACUGUGUUGUACAAAUAAAUCCCAUAUUUGAUCCUAGGCUGUCGCCCAGAAAUCAUAUUACAACAGCUGUGAAGAAAAGCUAAAAAUAUGUUUGUAACAAUUAUUGUUAAUUGUUUAAAAUUGUAAUUUAUAUUGAAUGUGUUACUCAGGUUUGUAAUUGAGUAUAUGGAACAUUUUUUCAAGAAUUUGUGGCAAUAAAAUAA
This is a messenger RNA of Calliphora vicina (urban bluebottle blowfly), 1554 nucleotides long. RefSeq names its product methyltransferase-like protein 25B. The transcript is spliced from 5 exons. The record is from RefSeq and is a predicted model, not a curated record. The coding region runs from base 13 to 1434 and encodes 473 amino acids. Lineage: Eukaryota; Metazoa; Arthropoda; Insecta; Diptera; Calliphoridae.